Molecule: messenger RNA, 6564 nt
Organism: Diorhabda sublineata
Lineage: Eukaryota; Metazoa; Arthropoda; Insecta; Coleoptera; Chrysomelidae
Product: DNA ligase 1-like
Exons: 12
Coding region: 243-2429 (728 amino acids)
Molecular function (GO): actin binding
Source: RefSeq, a predicted model, not a curated record
CUGAGUCCACUGGCGAGAAAAACGCGUCACAGUUUACAAAAAUAGUUUCAGCUAUUUCGGACUGGCACUUUGAAAAUGUCUGCCGAACUGAAAAUUAGGAAUCGCGAAAAUAUCUAGGAAUCUUAACAAAAAGAAAAAAUAGUGGCAGUGAGUGAUUUUUUUUUGGUAUUUUUGGUGGAAUUAGUGAUUGUUUUUAAACGCCAUUUUCAACAUCAGAAUUUUUAAGAAUUUCUUAAAGAGCUAUGCCAGCAGGUAAAGAAAGUGAUAAUGAUACUGGUACAGUGAAACGAACAACUUUUAGACCACCAUGGGUUAAGGAAGGUCCAUCGCCGUUGCCGACGCCAACAGCUCCAUGGACACUUAAAACCCCUCCUAGAAGAGAUAGUAAUACAAGCACAGAUGGAUCAGAAAAACAAGAUUAUAAUCCCUUGGCUGAGGUUCAGUUGAAACCGACCAAAAUUAACAAAAAACCCCCAACGACAGAGGAAAACGGCGAAGAAGGUGUAAGAAAACACAAACUUUUAGCUGGUGUUCAAUUAAAAAAAGUGAAAAAAAAUGAACCGAAAGAGCCGCAAGAAAAUGGCGCUAAAGAAAGUUUUUUCCAAAAACCCGCUCUUAAACCGGUACCACAAAGAGAAAAAUCGCCACCCAAAAAGGAUUACAAAUUACAUAAUCUACCAACUUUACAAAAAGCUUCGGAAAGGGUAUUGAAAAGUCCACCGAGAAAGCCUUCUUUGGCCAGGAGUGACACGUUAACUUCGGACGAAGAAGGAGAAGCCGAAAUUGAUAAAGAGGUUCCUAAAAAACGAAACGCUCUGGUUCGAGAGGCGUCUAUGAGAAAACUUUCACAAUCGAAUAUCCCAGCACCGCCUCCGUUACAACCAGGUAUGCCACCGCCUCCGCCUAUGAUGCCGGGUGAGAUACCCAAGAAGCCGUUAACGGAGAAGCAAAAAUCUAAAUUAAAUAAAUUGAGAUCCCGUGCUAAAAAUAGACCGGAUUGGAACAAUCUUUUACAAGAAAUUGAGUCGAAGAAAACUCUAAAACACGUGGUAUGUAAUGACAGAUCCAAUCCAUUAUUACCUGAAGCGAAAAGAGCCGACGAACAUUUGAUAUAUAAAAGUGAAGAACCCAAUGUCCAUAAUGAAUUACUCAAACAGAUCGAGAAAGGAAUAUGUCUCAAAAAAGUUAAGACGAAUGACAGAAGUAAACCAUGUCUUGAUGGCCUGAGAAAAUUCAGAAGGCAGAUGACUAUUGAGGAACAAAUUCAAAAAUCCAUGUCGAUGGCUAGUAUACAUCCAGAUGAAAUAGCAACAGAUGAAAUAGACGAAAUGGAUGACAUUGACAAAGUUAGAGAUGAUCUUCAGAGCACAAAACAAAUGCUGGCGUUGGAAUUGAGAAAUAAAGAAGCACAGGAAAGGGAAAAUAAGAGGUUGUUGGCUAGAAUUAUGAAUUUACAAGCUGAAUUAGAAAAGGAGAUUAGUAAAAAUGCAACUAGUGGCAAUACAGCUUCAAGCGGCGCUGCGGAUGAAAAGGUGAUACAAGGUUUAAAAAAAGAAGUAGAAGAAGCGAGAAAAACUUCACAAGAUUUGGAAGCUAAAUAUACGCAAACAGCUGAAGAGCUAGAUACAACGAAAGCUAAAAUGGAAGAAUUGAAACGACAGAAUCAAAUGUUAGAAAGAAAAUUACAAGACGCCAUGAUGGGAGAUAAGAAUAGCUGUACGACUGUAGGAUUUUGGUUUGAGUCUGACGAUGAUUAUUGGAAUUUAGGUAAAGGUAUUUCGCCAUCUGAUCGUAAGCAAAGUGCUACCGGAGAAGGAAGCGACGAUGAAUUCGAAGACGAAGAACCGGAAGAAGAAAGCGACGGAGAAGACACAGAAGAAAAGAGAGAAAAGAGAUUGGCUAAAGAAGUGAAGGUGUUGAGAAAAAAAUUACAGAGUUUGAAGACUAAAGAAGACAACGCCAAAAAAGAACGAAUAGCUCUGAGAGAGAUAAUAAAGAAACACCACGCGGAAAUGAAGGAAGAAAAGAAGAAAUAUAAACAAUUGAAAAAAGAAGUCGACAAAAUGGCUGCGUUGAUGAAAGAUACCGACGACGACGAGGAAGUCGAAGAAGAGGAAGAAAAAGAAGUAGAAGAAGAAGAAUCCGAGGAGGAAGAAGAAAGUACCGAAGAAGAAGAAUCGGAAAGUGAUAGCGACGAUACUGAUUCGGAAAAAAGUCAGAGCGAAGACGAAGACGCUCCGGCGGAUAAAAAGAAAACGAAUUUAACAGCCAGAACUAAACGACAUGAAAACAUAUUGAACGCACUCAAAAAAGGAAACUUUUUACUAAAAACAAACGCCGAACGGUUACAAGACGAUUUGAACAAACAGAAGGACAUGACGGCCGGUUUACAAGAAGACUUAGAUUCAGUUUUAUCCGAAUUGGGAUAGAAUUUUGUAAAUUUUUAUGAAUGUAUGUUAAUAUUAUGUAUAUACUUGUUAAGUGUACGGCUCAAGGUUGAUUUUUUUGGUUGAAAUACAGAGUUUUUCAUUCAUUAUUUCAAUAUCUGAAUUUUUUUUCUGGUUAGUUUUGGUUCGUUGGACCAAUUCAUUAUAAAUGUUUUGGUGUGUCACUGGGUUUGAUAAACGAUUUGAAAUUAUACGAGGGCAGAAAGUUCUUUGACAUGUUUUUAUCCUGCCACGGAAAAUUCUCCACUUGGAUAUUUGGUAGUAUACAUUUUAUAUUGAAAUAUUUUGUUUUGUGUAGUAAGGAAACAUAUUACAAAGGUUGUUGCAGGCCAUUCAAGAUAUUUUCUCCCAAUCCGUUUUCUGGGAAUUCGUUAUUUAAGAUAAUUACCUCAUAGCUCUGUGAUAUGAAGGAUCUUAUUGGAAACAGAGCUCAUUUUUUGAAAACCCAUUUUCGAUCAUAUCUUUGAGAGCAGUGUCUUCUUAUAAUUAUAGUAAUCGUCCACUAGAUGUCAACUUGCAGUCAACUCUUUGGGAAAGGAUAUCAUCAACAUUUCAAUUCGAAGAAACUAAGAACGACCCAUAGAGGAAAGUUCCAAGGGCCCAGGCUUAGCCCAGCUAUGUAGAACACUGGGCCAAGCUUGUAAGCCAGGCUUAGCCCAGUCUUUGUAAACCUCUGGAGUGAUAACGAUGGGCAAAACUUGGCCAAGCUUGGUCAUCAAGACUGGACCAUACUUAAAUGCAAGGGCUGGGCCAACCUUAACUGCCAGAACUGAGCCAAGGUUAAAUACCAAGACUUAUUCAUUACAUAACUUUUUCUUCUUCAUAUUUACUGCUAUUACUUUCUAAAUUAUUAUUACUACUACUGUCAAAAUCAGUAAAAUUUAUAGAAUCAUUAUCCAAAUUAUGAUUAUUAAACGCUUGUAGAUUGCCCAAGUCUGUAUCACUAUCGUUAACCUCACUCACAGAGCUGAUUUUCACAUUCAAAUGAUUUAAGCUUUGCCCGUUCACAAUUGAGUUAGUUUUUUUCUCUAUACAAUGCACUCCGUCUUUGAACUCGAAGAUAAGCAGUAAACAUGGUUACUUUUAGUAGUAAUAAAUAAUAAAAAAUGUGAUAAGAAACACACCCACUGAAUAAACUAGAGAUCGGAUUGAUCAGACCCGUAAUAAACAAAAGUUUGGCUGCCGACGGGGUGUUGGUUGAACAUAGUCGAACCACGCCGUAAGUGACCGAACAGCCGAAGCUUGGGUCCCCAAUGAAUGAGGCUGGAAUAUCCAGGCUUGGCCCAAGCUUUGGUAAUCAUUAGUAUGGCCGAAGCUGAGUUAAGUAGCCUGACGCAUGGACCAAUACAGAUACGCCGAAGCUAGGCUUCCCUCAGGAUUUGCCUAGGCUUGGCUCUGGGGUUUCCUGUACGGGGAGGAAACCUUGCCUGGAUAAUCAGCUUCCUUUUGGUAGCAUCCCUCUUUCACAGAACUAAAGAAUCGUCGUUGACUUGUAAAGAAAGCUUUGGUUCAAAUCCUACAAUUUUUCUCCUAGUGUUGAAUAUAAACUUGACAGUAUUUGUGUUUAGUCUAAGUCACAUUUUCGCACGUCUGCAGCUAUAUGACUGGACCAAUUCCUGUUUAUUCCUGAAUCAGCAGCUAAGAGAUUUUUCUAAAGCAAAUUCUGAUCCUGUAAUUAUGUAGUUAAGAGUGGUAUCAUAAGUCACAUUUUCUGGUGAAAAAAUAAACAAACAACCACAGAAUUCCGAUGUUUUAGCUUGUAGAUCCUAGUCGUGUUUUUAUAGUACGAUAAAACAGGCUUCAGUUCAGGCUAAAACCUCUUCAUUGGUGCGAAAUUUCUGUCUAGCGAGCAAUCUCUUGAGGUACGAGUACAAGAAAAAGUCGCAGGGGACUAGAUCUGGAGAAAAUGGUGGAUGCGGGAGCAACUCGAAGCUUAAUCCAUGUAAAUUUGUUAUGUUGCAUAGUUUUUUUCUUCAGAUCGGGCAGUUUUUCCUUGAAGGUUCUAAUAACGCCGCGUAAUAGUCGCUGUUUGAGGUUUUUCCCUUUUUAAUAUUGUCUAUGUCAUAAGUUUGCAAGUCGACUUAUGAGUCAUCCCGCGGUUUGGAGACGGUUCAUUAUGUGCAGUCCACUCAGUUUUUUAUCCAUUUAACUGACAAAUUUCGAUUUAUCUUGAUCGAUAAGCUCUAAAUUGGUUGUGUUUGUGAGCUCUUGCGGUAUCUACUUUGAACAGCGCUUCUUCUUACCCAUCUAUUAAUUCAUGAUAUGUCUAACAAGUUCCUUUGAGGUCUUUAGAGUCUCAGCUAUCUCAAACAGCUUAACUCUGAGGCUAAUUUUUGUCGUUAAAAGCUUCUUUGGAGCGUCAUCUGCGCUCAGCUCGUUUCGUUUAAAUUAAUUCUUAUCUUUUGAUUUUCCUGGUGCAGGAUUUUCGAAAAUCUCGUUAAUCUAUUCACGUGUUAGUUGUAGAUUUCUAAUAUUCCAGUGAUUUAUCAUAUUUUAUAAAAAAUUGAAAUGAAUAUUAACUCUGUAUUAAUAGUUAACGCGAUCUUUGAAAUUGAAGCAUAUAAUGCACAAAAACGCUUUUUUACCGAUUUCACAAUUAUUUAUACUACUUACAAUUACAAUAAUUGCUUGAAUCGCCAAGCUCGGUGUUUUUUUAAAGUCUAGGAUAAAAUAUUUCUGAAAAUUGAGUGACGAGGAGUAAAAUGUGAAUAGAAAUUCCAACAUAAAAGUUGGGAAAACAAGUUUUUAGAGCUAAAACCUUCAAAAAAAUAUGAGUAACAUUUUUUUUACCAAUUUCACGAUGAAAAGUCGCUGGAGGACAGAUCUGGAGAAUACAGUGGAUGCCAAAGAAAUUUCAUGUCUAAUUUAUGCGAUCGCUUUAAUUGAUUAGUGACACAGUGACACAUCUUGAUGAAACAGCACUUCUUUUCUAUUCAUGUAUAAUAAAUACAUCUCAGUUUAGGCAAGCUUUUACUUUUACAACUUCAGAAUGUUAUAUUUCAUAAAAUGAUAGUCAGAAAAUGUAGAUUCUUCCUCAACAUUCUAAGGUAAUAUAGAAGAUUUAUUUAACUGUCUCCUAUAAAAAAAAUUAACGUAUUUUUUCCAUUUUUCGAUAAAUCAAGUGUCUUGAAUGUUUCUUCGGCUGUCGUCGACAAUAACUAUUGCUACCUGACGUUUCUUCAAUUCCUACGACUGACAUCUUCAAUUGCCGAGUCAGAAACUCGUUGGGUUUAUUUAACUAGAAGGAAUAAAGAAAUUUCCAUGUAGAAUAUGAUUUAUUUAAGGAUUGGCCCUGAUAUACAUGGAUACCGAUUUGACAAGAUACAGAACGAGCUCAAAAGCUCAGACCACGCGGUGCUCCAACACCUACUAGCCUUUCUCAUACAUUCUUCGAUAUCGGAAAUCUGAGGUUUCAUUCCCAAGAUUGGCAAAUACUCUACUAAAGCAGAAUCUUACCGUCUAAAAUCACUUAUCAGCAUCGAGAAUAAAGUCUUUGAAAGUUUGAUCAAAGAACUUGUGUAUUGAGCAUUAUACGAUUCCAAAUUUUCCAUUCGGAUUCAAGUUCGAACUCCCAAGCACUAUCUUUACCUAAACACUGUGCUACCGUCAAUUUUAUGGAUAUCCAGAGAGUUUUCGAUGAGGUCUGGCUCUUGAACUUGUUAGUCACCUUUCCAUGAAUGUCAAAAUCGGUAAUUCAUACUCAAGCUCCUUGAUACCUCUUAGAAACGGUCUAAUCUCCCAAAUUCGUUCUCAAAUUCGUAUCUGAAAUGGAGAAUGAUUCUCGAAAUUCUCAAAAAACAAAAGCCAUCAACUUCUACCAUGUGGUUUUCGCUUAUUCUUUCUGAAGAACGUCAGAAGUUCUGCGGAGAAGUCGUUUAAUUAGGAAUACGAAUACAGGAAGGACUCAAUCAACUAUUUACUACGUCAAAAUCGUAAAUUGAGAUGUUUUUUUAUUAACAUCCUGUAUCUAUGGUUGAUUAACAGUUUUUUCAAACUUUUUGUUUGAAUUGAAAAAAAUUUAUUCAACAUUUUACGUUUUACUUCUCGUUUUUUUUUUCUAUAAUCACACUGUACUUUAUAUCUGACGUUUUUUUGAAUAAUUAUAAAAUCAUCAGAA